This is a messenger RNA of Sinocyclocheilus anshuiensis, 1828 nucleotides long. RefSeq names its product hyccin PI4KA lipid kinase complex subunit 2 (gene hycc2). Bases 162 to 1451 code for a protein of 429 amino acids. Gene Ontology annotation, cellular component: plasma membrane. The record is from RefSeq and is a predicted model, not a curated record. Gene Ontology annotation, biological process: phosphatidylinositol phosphate biosynthetic process; protein localization to plasma membrane. The transcript has 12 exons. NCBI's taxonomy places the organism in Eukaryota, Metazoa, Chordata, Actinopteri, Cypriniformes, Cyprinidae.
GAGGAUGUCGCACUUCCGCUUCCGGUUGCGUCACCGCUGUGCUGGGCUCGGCAGGAGUUGACAGCUGCUCGUCUGUGAACCCAAACUAGAAUGACAGAUGUGUGACCAGUCGACAUCUGAGCUGACUCUGCCUGCUCUGCUCAUCAACUGAGGUAGUGGUGAUGGCGACAGAUAGAGGUAUAGUGGAAGACUGGCUCUCCGAAUUCAAGGCAUUGUCUGAAACGCAGCUGUCUGGUUACGCUGGAGUCCUCGAUCAGAAGAAUACACUGGUGCCAGCCCUCUACAGCGUCAUCCAGGACCCUGACAGUGAGAUGCUGGAGCCGGUAUGCCAUCAGCUGUUUGAGCUGUACCGCAGCUCAGAGGACUGUCUGCGCCGCUUCACGCUGCAGUUCCUGCCCGAGCUGCUGUGGGUUUACCUGCGCAGAGACGGACACAGCAGCGGCUGCAUCGAGGCUCUUCUGCUGGGCAUUUACAACCUGGAAAUCGUGGAUAAAGAUGGAAACAGCAAGCUGUUAUCGUUCCUGAUCCCAUCCCUGUCCAAGCCAUCCAUAUAUCAUGAGGUAAAGAACAGCUCACAUUUACACUUAAACCUCAGAACUGAAGGCGCGCUCUGUCAGCACGACCUGAUCAGAGUGAUCUACAGCGGCCUGCACCCGCAGAGAGAGACCUUCACUGCCCAGAACAGGUUUGAGGUGCUGUGUUUCCUGAUGCUGUGCUAUAACUCGCUGGUGGUCUACAUGCCCCGCUCAUCACACCGGGCCGUCUGCAGGAUGAGCUCGCGGCUGUGCGUGAGCGGCUUUCCCCGGCAGCAGCUGAAGGCCUGGACCGCUCCCUGCAUGCGUGUGCUGCUGGAGCCCCAGUUCAUGGUGCAGAUGCUGGCUGCUGUCUAUCACGCCAUAUAUAACGGCGAGUGGGAUGCUGGGAGAGAGGCUUUGGAUGACAUUCUGUACAGAGCUCAGCUGGAGCUGUAUUCAGAGCCGCUGCUGCUGGGCAAUGCAAUGAAGAGCUCUCUGCCCGGCAGCGCUCCGGACGGAUCUCAGGGGAGGAAGGUCCUGCAGGUGGAGGUCACUCCCAGCAUCAGACGGAUCUCCCGUUGCACCAUCACCGCCGCAUCCAUCCGCAGACUGCGCUGGAAGAGAGAGGAUGUAGACGGGCUGAGCAGGGAGGAGGAGUCCUCCGGCCUGAACGAUGCGGAUGAGGGCUUCUCGUCCGGCGCGUCCAGCAGCAGCCAGCCCAGCGGUGUGCGCGGGAGGAAGAACCGCCCGUCCGCUCGCAGGACCUCCAGCACCUCUCUGGACUGCAGGACGGGGCUGGGCUCCGCCGCCGAGGCUCGCAGAUACUCCAUCCUCAGCCUGCAGGAGCAGCAUCUGCCGGAGGAGGUGGAGCUGCUUUCUCCUGGAAAACAGAGCCGGUCACCCAGCUUCAACAUGCAACUUAUCUCACAGGUCUAGAACCGGCUGCCUCGUCCACGGCUUUCUACGUUCAGUUGGACUGUCACUUCUUGACAGAAGAAUUAUACCCUGAAAGCGGGAACUCUCAUUACUUACUCAUGUCAUUUCAACCCUGUAUUUUUCUCUUGAAACAUAAAAGCGGUCCAAGCCAGGAUGGUGGACGGUGAUUCAUACUGCCACUCAGUGAACACCGUACCAACUUCACACCAGUCAAUAUUAGUGUUACUUCCCUUUCUACAGUCAGUUUGUAAAAGAACAAAUCUUUUCCCAUUUCACACAGCCCAGCCUGAUUCAUUUAACUCUUUUCAGCCAAGUUGCCAGCGUCCGCCAGCAUUUUUGAUCAUUGUCACAAAAUUCUCAUGGCCCCCAGAAUAUUU